Molecule: messenger RNA, 4856 nt
Organism: Gorilla gorilla gorilla (western lowland gorilla)
Lineage: Eukaryota; Metazoa; Chordata; Mammalia; Primates; Hominidae
Gene: TBC1D1
Product: TBC1 domain family member 1
Exons: 22
Coding region: 783-4571 (1262 amino acids)
Source: RefSeq, a predicted model, not a curated record
CCAGGGAAACGCUGUGCCCAGAUCCUGCGCAGGGGUCUGGAUGGGGCGGCGGCCCGAGUACUUCCCCCCUAUUCCCCCCACAGACACUGGCUGAGGAUGGCCCGGGGGCUUGGGGGCGGGGGGUGGCAAGGAGGGGAGGGAGGCCGCGGCGGACCCGCAGUGCAGCAGCUGUUGCUCGCGUGUGACUCGCCCGUCCGGGCCGUGCUGCCCGGGCACAGUCACACGGCGCAGUGGGGAGGAAGAGGACACCGAGUCCCCCUCCCAGCUCCCCGGUGACCGAGUGGGGAGAUCCCGGCUCCUGUCUUCCCCUCGCCUCCAGCGCGCUCGCCCAGGCUGGGAGGAGGAAACCAGAGCCGCGCGCAGACACCUCCUCCUCCUCCUCCUCCUCUUCUUCUUCUUCCUCCUCCUCCUCCUCCUCCUCCUCCUCCUCUUCGGCUGCUGCUCCUGGUGCCGCCACCGUCCGCCGGUGCCUGUUGCUGCCGCCGCCGCGGGACCCGCUGUGUCCUCAGCUGGGUGGAGAAGAGGCGGGCGCCGAGCCGAGGGGAGCCCCCUCCCCGUCCCCCCGCGGCGGGAAGAGCGCAGCCAGUCGGGUACGAUGGACUCCCCGCCCGCCCAGGCCGUCCCCAGGAUGCCCCCAAGCACCUGCGCGUCCCGGCCCGGCCCCGGGCUCUGAGCGAGCCGCGGCACAGGUUUCUGCAUAUGAAGUGUGUAAAAUAGAUUGCUUGAUCCAAAACAGAAAAACAGUGGUAACUGUUUUGCGGAGUUCCGAGACCCUUCCCAAGAUGGAACCAAUAACAUUCACAGCAAGGAAACAUCUGCUUCCUAACGAGGUCUCGGUGGAUUUUGGCCUGCAGCUGGUGGGCUCCCUGCCUGUGCAUUCCCUGACCACCAUGCCCAUGCUGCCCUGGGUUGUGGCUGAGGUGCGAAGACUCAGCAGGCAGUCCACCAGAAAGGAACCUGUAACCAAGCAAGUCCGGCUUUGCGUUUCACCCUCUGGACUGAGAUGUGAACCUGAGCCAGGGAGAAGUCAACAGUGGGAUCCCCUGAUCUAUUCCAGCAUCUUUGAGUGCAAGCCUCAGCGUGUUCACAAACUGAUUCACAACAGUCAUGACCCAAGUUACUUUGCUUGUCUGAUUAAGGAAGACGCCAUCCACCGGCAGAGUAUCUGCUAUGUGUUCAAAGCCGACGAUCAAACAAAAGUGCCUGAGAUCAUCAGCUCCAUCCGUCAGGCGGGGAAGAUCGCCCGGCAGGAGGAGCUGCACUGCCCGUCCGAGUUCGACGACACGUUUUCCAAGAAGUUCGAGGUGCUCUUCUGCGGCCGCGUGACGGUGGCGCACAAGAAGGCUCCGCCGGCCCUGAUCGACGAGUGCAUCGAGAAGUUCAAUCACGUCAGCGGCAGCCGGGGUUCCGAGAGCCCCCGCCCCAACCCGCCCCAUGCCGCGCCCACAGGGAGCCAGGAGCCUGGGCGCAGGCCCAUGCGCAAGUCCUUCUCCCAGCCCGGCCUGCGCUCGCUGGCCUUUAGGAAGGAGCUGCAGGAUGGGGGCCUCCGAAGCAGCGGCUUCUUCAGCUCCUUCGAGGAGAGCGACAUUGAGAACCACCUCAUUAGCGGACACAAUAUUGUGCAGCCCACAGAUAUCGAGGAAAAUCGAACUAUGCUCUUCACGAUUGGCCAGUCUGAAGUUUACCUCAUCAGUCCUGACACCAAAAAAAUAGCACUGGAGAAAAAUUUUAAGGAGAUAUCCUUUUGCUCUCAGGGCAUCAGACACGUGGACCACUUUGGGUUUAUCUGUCGGGAGUCUUCCGGAGGUGGCGGCUUUCAUUUUGUCUGUUACGUGUUUCAGUGCACAAAUGAGGCUCUGGUUGACGAAAUUAUGAUGACCCUGAAACAGGCCUUCACGGUGGCCGCAGUGCAGCAGACGGCUAAGGCGCCAGCCCAGCUGUGCGAGGGCUGCCCCCUGCAAGGCCUGCACAAGCUCUGUGAGAGGAUAGAGGGAAUGAAUUCUUCCAAAACAAAACUAGAACUGCAAAAGCACCUGACGACAUUAACCAAUCAGGAGCAGGCGACUAUUUUUGAAGAGGUUCAGAAAUUGAGACCAAGAAAUGAGCAGCGAGAGAAUGAAUUGAUUAUUUCUUUUCUGAGAUGUUUAUAUGAAGAGAAACAGAAAGAACACAUCCAUAUUGGGGAGAUGAAGCAGACAUCGCAGAUGGCAGCAGAGAAUAUUGGAAGUGAAUUACCACCCAGUGCCACUCGAUUUAGGCUAGAUAUGCUGAAAAACAAAGCAAAGAGAUCUUUAACAGAGUCUUUAGAAAGUAUUUUGUCCCGGGGUAAUAAAGCCAGAGGCCUGCAGGAACACUCCACCAGUGUGGAUCUGGAUAGCUCCCUGUCUAGUACAUUAAGUAACACCAGCAAAGAGCCAUCUGUGUGUGAAAAGGAGGCCUUGCCCAUCUCUGAGAGCUCCUUUAAGCUCCUCGGCUCCUCGGAGGACCUGUCCAGUGACUCGGAGAGUCAUCUCCCAGAAGAGCCAGCUCCGCUGUCGCCCCAGCAGGCCUUCAGGAGGCGAGCAAACACCCUGAGUCACUUCCCCAUGGAAUGCCAGGAACUUCCACAACCUGCCCGGGGGUCACCGGGGGUUUCGCAAAGGAAACUUAUGAGGUAUCACUCAGUGAGCACAGAGACGCCUCAUGAACGAAAUGUGGAUCCUUCACCUGUGGGUGAGUCUAAGCACCGCCCAGGUCAGUCUUCAGCUCCUGCUCCUCCACCUCGUCUUAACCCCUCCGCCUCCUCGCCAAACUUUUUUAAGUACCUAAAACAUAAUUCCAGUGGAGAACAAAGUGGGAAUGCUGUGCCAAAGAGCAUCUCCUACCGUAAUGCCCUGCGGAAAAAACUUCAUUCUUCUUCCUCUGUGCCAAAUUUUCUAAAAUUUCUGGCUCCUGUAGAUGAAAAUAACACCUCUGACUUUAUGAACACAAAAAGGGACUUUGAAUCCAAAGCAAACCAUCUUGGUGAUUCUGGUGGGACUCCUGUGAAGACCCGGAGGCAUUCCUGGAGGCAGCAGAUAUUCCUCCGAGUAGCCACCCCGCAGAAGGCGUGCGAUUCUUCCAGCAGAUAUGAAGAUUAUUCAGAGCUGGGAGAGCUUCCCCCACGAUCUCCUUUAGAACCAGUUUGUGAAGAUGGGCCCUUUGGCCCCCCACCAGAGGAAAAGAAAAGGACAUCUCGUGAGCUCCGAGAGCUGUGGCAAAAGGCUAUUCUUCAACAGAUACUGCUGCUUAGAAUGGAGAAGGAAAAUCAGAAGCUCCAAGCCUCUGAAAAUGAUUUGCUGAACAAGCGCCUGAAGCUCGAUUAUGAAGAAAUUACUCCCUGUCUUAAAGAAGUAACUACAGUGUGGGAAAAGAUGCUUAGCACUCCAGGAAGAUCAAAAAUUAAGUUUGACAUGGAAAAAAUGCACUUGGCUGUUGGGCAAGGUGUGCCACGUCAUCACCGAGGUGAAAUCUGGAAAUUUCUAGCUGAGCAAUUCCACCUUAAACACCAGUUUCCCAGCAAACAGCAGCCAAAGGAUGUGCCAUACAAAGAACUCUUAAAGCAGCUGACUUCCCAGCAGCAUGCGAUUCUUAUUGACCUUGGGCGAACCUUUCCUACACACCCAUACUUCUCUGCCCAGCUUGGAGCAGGACAGCUAUCGCUUUACAACAUUUUGAAGGCCUACUCACUUCUAGACCAGGAAGUGGGAUAUUGCCAAGGUCUCAGCUUUGUAGCAGGCAUUUUGCUUCUUCAUAUGAGUGAGGAAGAGGCGUUUAAAAUGCUCAAGUUUCUGAUGUUUGACAUGGGGCUGCGGAAACAGUAUCGGCCAGACAUGAUUAUUUUACAGAUCCAGAUGUACCAGCUCUCGAGGUUGCUUCAUGAUUACCACAGAGACCUCUACAAUCAUCUGGAGGAGCACGAGAUCGGCCCCAGCCUCUACGCUGCCCCCUGGUUCCUCACCAUGUUUGCCUCACAGUUCCCGCUGGGAUUCGUAGCCAGAGUCUUUGAUAUGAUUUUUCUUCAGGGAACAGAGGUCAUAUUUAAAGUGGCUUUAAGUCUGUUGGGAAGCCAUAAGCCCUUGAUUCUGCAGCAUGAAAACCUAGAAACCAUAGUUGACUUUAUAAAAAGCACGCUACCCAACCUUGGCUUGGUACAGAUGGAAAAGACCAUCAAUCAGGUAUUUGAAAUGGACAUCGCUAAACAGUUACAAGCUUAUGAAGUUGAGUACCACGUCCUUCAAGAAGAACUUAUCGAUUCCUCUCCUCUCAGUGACAACCAAAGAAUGGAUAAAUUAGAGAAAACCAACAGCAGCUUACGCAAACAGAACCUUGACCUCCUUGAACAGUUGCAGGUGGCAAAUGGUAGGAUCCAAAGCCUUGAGGCCACCAUUGAGAAGCUCCUGAGCAGUGAGAGCAAGCUGAAGCAGGCCAUGCUUACCUUAGAACUGGAGCGGUCGGCCCUGCUGCAGACGGUGGAGGAGCUGCGGUGGCGGAGCACAGAGCCCAGCGACCAGGAGCCUGAGUGCAUGCAGCCCGAGCCCACAGGCGACUGACAGCUCUGCAGGAGAGAUUGCAACACCAUCCCACACUGUCCAGGCCUUAACUGAGAGGGACAGAAGACUCUGGAAGGAGAGAAGGAAGCGGGAAGUGUGCUUCUCAGGGAGGAAACUGGCUUGCCAGCAAGUAUAUUCUUACGAACUCCAACUUGCAAUUCAGGGGGCAUGUCCCAGUGUUUUUUGUUGUUGUUUUUAGAUACUAAAUCGUCCCUUCUCCAGUCCUGAUUACUGUACACAGUAGCUUUAGAUGGCGUGGACGUGAAUAAAUGCAACUUAUGUUUU